UCCAAGAACUGUGUAUCAAAUGUCGCUUUUAUCAUGUAAACCGAUCUUUGGAGUGUUAAUGCUUAUUUGUUUUGCGAGAAGCCUUAGCGCUCAGACCUACAGAAAUAUGAGCAGUCUUGCAGGCAUUACUUCUGUUGCUUAUGUUACUGUUCCUAGCCAAGAAGUCGCUAAAAAAUUAGCACAUGGCUUGGUGAAGAAUAAGCUGGCCGCGUGUGUUAAUAUCAUACCAGGAGUCAUAUCUGUGUACGAAUGGAAGAAUGAAAUGAAUGAAGACAAUGAACUUCUAAUGAUGAUAAAAACAAGAACAGAUACUGUGGAUGCUCUUACCAAAUAUGUUAAGGAGAAUCAUCCGUAUGAGGUCUGUGAAGUAAUUUCUUUGCCAAUUCAAAAUGGAAAUGAAGAAUACAUCCAAUGGGUCAGUAACAUAACUGACAAAAAAAGUUCCAUCAAAUAA
This is a messenger RNA of Dufourea novaeangliae, 454 nucleotides long. RefSeq names its product divalent-cation tolerance protein CutA (gene CUTA). The record is from RefSeq and is a predicted model, not a curated record. Gene Ontology annotation, biological process: response to metal ion. The transcript is spliced from 6 exons. Lineage: Eukaryota; Metazoa; Arthropoda; Insecta; Hymenoptera; Halictidae. Gene Ontology annotation, molecular function: copper ion binding. The coding region runs from base 20 to 454 and encodes 144 amino acids.